GUGGCGUCACAAGGAUGCCUUCUCUCCUUGACAGCUGCCGGGCAGCCCUUUAAAUGGGCAUCGAGGAGAACCGUGCCGUGGCAUGGCGAGACCGACACUGGGAGAACACGACUCCGGAGCAACCCUUACAAUCACGACAAUAAAACAGCGGGCAAGCAGGGCUGGAUUCUGUCGGCAAAAACCGCAACCUGAGGGCAGAACGCGACCGGACAGGACCGGACAGGAUUCAUUCUGUCUCUGCGGACUUCAUACGCUGUCCUGACACUGCUCUGCCGUCUGAAAGCAUAUCAUUAGGUGACAAGGCAGGACUUCAUUUAGACCCUAGGCAAGCACGGUCCCGAGUGUUCUGGAGAGGCGCUGGCAAUGCGGAACUCCAUGCUGACGUGCUGUUUUGUCCCCCCCCCUCCCUCAGGAGACGAGGAGCGUGCCCCCCCCAACAUGGAAGCCCCCCUGAAGAAGCACCUCUUCUUCUUCGACUUCGACGAGACCAUCGUGAACGAGAAUAGCGAUGACUCUGUGGUGCGUGCGGCACCAGGACAGACUCUGCCCGCCUGGCUGCGGGAGACGCGGCGUGAGGGGCACUACACCGAGUACAUGGGGCGCGUGCUGACCUACAUGGGGGAGCAGGGCGUGCGGGAGGAAGGUUUCCGCGCUGUUAUCGAGAAGAUUCCCGCCUCCCCGGGUAUCAUGAGCCUCUUCCAGUUCCUGAAGGCCAACCAGGACCUGUUUGAGAUGGUCUUGAUCUCCGACGCCAACUCCUACGUGAUCGAGACCUGGCUGAGCGCGGCCGGGCUGCGCCCGCUGUUCCACUGCAUCCUCACCAACCCCGCCUCCUUCAACUCCCGCGGCUACCUCUCCCUGCAGCCCUGCCACUCGCACGCCUGCCCGCGCUGCCCCGCCAACAUGUGCAAGCGCAAGCUCCUGGGGGAGUACCUGGCACAGCGGGUGGAGGAGCGCGGCGGCCGGCCCUUCGACAGGCUGUUCUACGCGGGCGAUGGGGCCAAUGAUUUCUGCCCCUCGGUGCUGCUGGGUCCUGCGGACACGGCCUUCCCCCGCCACGACUACCCCAUGCACCGGCUGGUCAGGGAGAUGCAACAGAGCUCGCCCACCGCCUACGGAGCCAAUGUGGUGCCCUGGCACAGCGGAGACGACAUCCUGCACUAUCUGAGGAAGCUGCUGGGCAGGUAACCGCAGCAACAACACCCCCACCC
This is a messenger RNA of Polyodon spathula (Mississippi paddlefish), 1211 nucleotides long. It is a transcript of the gene phospho1, whose product is annotated as phosphoethanolamine/phosphocholine phosphatase 1. Gene Ontology annotation, molecular function: phosphatase activity. Lineage: Eukaryota; Metazoa; Chordata; Actinopteri; Acipenseriformes; Polyodontidae. Bases 364 to 1188 code for a protein of 274 amino acids. The record is from RefSeq and is a predicted model, not a curated record. The transcript is spliced from 2 exons.